AAGAAACUGAAAAGCAAACAAUGGUUGGAGAUUCUGCCCCUUUCGUGUGAGUGAGCUUUACAACAAGCAAGACAAAGUUAAGGCAUCGUUUGGAUGUUGCAGCCAUAAGAAAAACUCCUCACUCAUUGGGAUCCUUAAAAAAAUCUUGACCGUUCAAUCCUCCCUUUUACCUGAUGCUUCUCACUUCAAUUCACGUGCUCUCUCUCUUUUUCUUCCCUUUUAAAUCCUUUUGCUUCCAUGCAUGGAAUUCUCCUCCAACUACAACACACACACACCAAAAGGGUAUCUAGAGAGAGAGAAACAUAAACAGUCUUGGGGUAUUUUAUUUUAUUUCUUUUGUUCCUCUUGUUAGCCUCUUCAUCGCCAUCAUUAGCGACCCUUCUUUAUAAAAUGUUUGAUUUUUUUUUCUGGGUUUAAACAAUUUGAGAAAGGGUCUCUUUUUGUUGUGGGUCGGAUCUCUUUGUUGUACUUGAAACAGAGUCUGUCACAUCUCAGCUGCUGAUCCUCGUUUUUUUUAUCAUCUCCACUGAAACUAAAGCAAGCAACUUUUUUGUGAUCUGUUUUUUUUCUCUCUCUGUUCCUUGAUCUGUGUUCUUGGUUUCUCACAACAAAGAUGGAUGAAAGGAAAUGCAAGAAAUGAGUCACUGUUCCGGUUUGGUUUACUGGGUAUUUUCAGUUUUUAAGUGAUCAAAAUAUUUUUUAAUGGAGCAAAAUCAAGGAAAGAAGUUUGUUUGCAAGUUUUGCAACAAAGGGUAUCCAUGUGGGAAGUCCUUAGGAGGUCACAUAAGGACUCACAUGAAUACUGAGAAUCUUGGUGAAGCAGAGGAAAAGGCUGAAAUCUCCACAAACAACAAGCAGCUUCUCUGUUCUAGGAACAUAAAGAGAGCUGCUGAGGCUGAAGCUGGUGGUGGCCAAUCUGCAACUUAUGAUAUAAGGGAGAACCCCAAGAAAAGCAAGAGAUUUUCUGAUUUAGGCAAUGGUUCUGUACUCAAAGAGAUGAUUUGUAAAGAAUGUGGUAAGGGUUUCCAAUCAUUGAAAGCUCUUUGUGGUCACAUUGCUUGUCACUCAGACAAAGAAAGGGUCUUUCAGAAACUUGAGGAUCAUUGGGGUAACACUGAGAAACAGAAGCUGGUAGUGGAUAGUCAAUCAGAUACUGAAAUAUCAACUCCAAGUAGGAGGAGGAGAUCCAAAAGGAUAAGGUGCAAAACAGGAGGUGUUUACUCUAAUAAUUCAGUCUCUUUGGCAAAUGGUUCGUCAUCUGUAUCAGAGAUUGAAGAGCAAGAACAGGAAGAGGUUGCUAUGUGUUUAAUGAUGCUGUCAAGGGAUUCUGGUUGUAAGAAAGGGCUGAAUUCAGUUGCUGAUUCUUCAGACAACAACUCUGUCGUUCUGGAGGCUAAGUCAUCCUCCAUAGAUUUGAGGAUUACUGUUAAGAAUGCUAACAAUGGUGGUGAGCUUUUGAAGAUGCAAAAACAAGGAGUUAUCAAGUUGAAAUCUGCUGAGUCUGGUCCUUGUUCUGAAAAUUCUGAUUCUGGGUAUUUUAGGAAUGGGCCCAAGAAGGUGGAACCAGAUGUUUCAAGCAAUGGGGUUACCAACAAUGUUGAAUGUAAGAAACUCAAGGUAAAGUCUAGAUCUGGAUUUGAAGACUUUGAUGCAACACUUGGUAAAAAUAGGAGUAAAUUCAAGUAUGUGAAAACUGAAUUCCCAAAGGAUUUGGUUAGUGAAGUAGGGGAUAAUCAAGAUGAUAGAGCUUUGACUAAGUUUGGUUUAAGAAGUGGGAAGAAUGAUUAUUCCAGUUCUCCAAAGGGAACCAAACUUGAGUCAAUAGAUGAUAGAGGUGAAGACAGCUUAGCAAAUGGUUCUUUUCAUGCUCCAAUGGCUGCUACCAAGUUGUCAAAUGGCAGUGCUGAGAAAAGAUUGGGGUCAAAGAAAAACAAAGGGCAUGUAUGCCCUUUCUGCUUCAGGGUUUUCAAGUCAGGCCAAGCUUUAGGAGGUCACAAAAGGUCCCAUUUUGCUGGGGGUUCAGAGGACACAACAUUGGUCAUCAAACGAGACUCACCAGAUAUGCCGUUACCAGCUCUUAUUGACCUUAACCUUCCAGCUCCUCUUGAAGAAGAUGCAAUGGAGAACUCUGGGUUCAUCCCAUGGUAGCUGUUUAGAAAGCACCACAACCAUGAUCUCUUUGCUAAGAUGAGGAACAUGCAAGAGAAUUUACAGUGUACAAAUGAACAAUUUACUCUUUUGGUGUUUCUCUUUGGCUUCUGAUUCAACAUGGUUUUUUUUGCUAAGUACUCUUUCAAACCUGUGAAAUAUAGAGUCUUGUAGGAAGCAAAAAACAGCAGCUUCUGAUUUUUAACUUGUAUGAUAAAAGCAUUUGAUAUAUAGGUAGGCUAUCAUAUGUUAUCCUUUGAUACAGCCAAUCUCACUGUUGAAGUGUUGUUUUUAAAGAAGAGCCAAGGACCACCUGCUUUUUGGGGAAAACAUCAAAGAGCUUCAUUCUAAGGAGUGGAAAUGAAGUUUCCCCUAAAAUUCACAUGCCCCAAGAACUGUACACUCCAUUUAUUUGCUACUUUCUACACAUAUUUAGACACUCCAAUAGGUUGCAUUUUUAAGCACGUACACACACCCCCACACACACAUGUACUGUUUGGGAAAUGACAUAAGACCAAUUUUAAUGCUCUCCUUUUUGUUAAUAACAAAAGAUUAAGUUUCUCCA
Gossypium raimondii (Peruvian cotton) is the source of this 2713-nucleotide messenger RNA. RefSeq lists its product as uncharacterized. Lineage: Eukaryota; Viridiplantae; Streptophyta; Magnoliopsida; Malvales; Malvaceae. Bases 703 to 2148 code for a protein of 481 amino acids. The record is from RefSeq and is a predicted model, not a curated record. The transcript has 2 exons.